Molecule: messenger RNA, 1023 nt
Organism: Trichoderma asperellum CBS 433.97
Lineage: Eukaryota; Fungi; Ascomycota; Sordariomycetes; Hypocreales; Hypocreaceae
Biological process (GO): cellular response to oxidative stress
Molecular function (GO): oxidoreductase activity
Source: RefSeq, a predicted model, not a curated record
CUCGGAGUUAGUAGCAUGGCCUUGAGUUGAAAUAUCUAUAUAACCAUCCCCCUUCCUCGCUGUUGUAAGUGAGUCUCUGCUCUAGACAGAAACAACAUCUUCCUCAUAGCAUAAAGCAACCACUGCAAUCAUUCAGUUCUCUCAGCUUCUCAGCUCAUUCCUCUUUGUGACUUCCAACCUCACAACUCUCAACAACUCUUCCCUCCACCAAGACAACACCACCACCACCACCACAAACUUCACAAUGGCUGCCAAGCUCUCCGCCGAUCUCCUCUUCCAGAUGGCCAAGGUCCGCCGCUCCAUCUACACCCUCAACAAGGACCUCCCCAUCUCCACGUCCCGCAUCCACGAGAUCGUCAAGGACGCCACCCUCCACACGCCCUCGUCCUUCAACUCCCAGACCAACCGCGCCGUCGUGCUCUUUGGCGGCGAGCACGAGAAGCUGUGGGACAUUACCUCUGACACCCUCAAGGCCAUUGUCCCCGCCGAAAACUUCAAGGCCACCGCCGACAAGCUCUCGCUCUUCAAGGGCGCCGCCGGCACCGUGCUCUUCUUCGAGGACACCUCGGCCACAAAGGCCCUGCAGGACAAGUUCGCCCUCUACGCCGACCGCUUCCCCACCUGGGCCGUCCACUCCCUGGGCAUGGAGCAGCUGCUCGUCUGGACCGCGCUGGAGCUCGAGGGCCUGGGCGCCAACCUGCAGCACUACAACCCUCUGAUUGACGAGAAGGUUGCCGAGGCCUGGAAGAUCCCCUCCACCUGGAGACUGGAUGCCCAGCUUGUCUUUGGUGGCAAGUCUGGCGAGGCUGGCCCCAAGGAGUUCCAGAACAUUGACGACCGUGUCAAGGUCUAUGGUGCUUAAGCGGGAAUAUAGAAGAGAGGAAGGGGAAGUAGGGGUGUUUAAUGAAGUUUUUGGAAACGAAAAGGGAUGGAUAGCAAUGCAUAAGCUGGAGUUUUUCUUUUCUUUUCUCUUUUGAUUGAGCUUAUCUUUGGGCUUAUAUAGUCAGUCAUAUAGAUAUAGAC